Molecule: messenger RNA, 10506 nt
Organism: Anopheles stephensi (Asian malaria mosquito)
Lineage: Eukaryota; Metazoa; Arthropoda; Insecta; Diptera; Culicidae
Product: probable serine/threonine-protein kinase cdc7
Exons: 7
Coding region: 5466-8555 (1029 amino acids)
Biological process (GO): regulation of transcription by RNA polymerase II
Cellular component (GO): nucleus
Molecular function (GO): protein binding
Source: RefSeq, a predicted model, not a curated record
UCUAAACUUAUCUGUAAAGCAUUGGGAGCAAGUUUCUGUUUCCGGUUAUUGUUCCCGUAGGUUAGAAAUGUGAUAACUGUUUUAUAUUCUAUUACUCUGCUGUCUUGUGAAGCGCAUAAAACUUUGCACUCUGCAAACUGCCUAACUUGAGCACCUUGUCGACGGCAGGAGAAUCGUUAACAUGAAAUUUAUAUAUUCUCGCUCGCUACGUGUUAAAAAUAUUUUGCACCAUAUCAAAGCCGUGAAUCAACUCAUGGCAUUGCCCGUAUCUAUAGAACGGAUUACAUUCCCGCGGGGCGGGCAAGUGACAACUGCCGAGCAAGUGUGAACAAAUUCCGUUCGGUGUAAAUUUACGGCAAUAAAGGGUAGCGGCAAGAAGAAGAACACGAGCUCCCUGUAUGUAAUUUCAUCGGUCACCAGUUGCUAGCAGGACCGAUAAGAGAACACAAUGAAGAACGCAAUGGGGCAGUUUCUUAUCGUUCUGAUGAAACGCAGAAAAGCCUUGCUGCUUCAAGGUAAGCUUCGCACUACCACCGACUACCGGCACGGGGUGGACGGGGAACAGAUUUCGAAUUUCAUGCUAGAAAACGAGAAGAUAAAGACAUCAGAGGCCCCCUUUUGCGUUUCGUAUGGGGGGCCCGUUCUAAGCCUCACAUAAUUUUUCGUUGAUAGACUCCUCUAGCACAGGGAAUAAAAAUUGACGAACGUCAGUGGGAGAUAGCGGUCUCUGAACACCUUUCUCGAACCUACCCGUUGGUUCUCUUGGUACGGAUGUAGGAGAGUCUUUCGGAAUGACCCGUUUCUUGGGUAUCAAUCAUGUGUGUGUGUGUGUGUGUGUGUGUUGAGUAUAUCGGGUUCAUCUGGACGACAAAUCAAUUGGACGAAAAUGUUCCGGAUGGCCCUUAGCAUUCUCGGUAUUCAUUUUCGGGACUCCCACGUGAGCGAUAGUCCCUCAGUAGUGCGUCAGUGUGCAGGGUAAGCCUACAUAGCAGUACCUGCGCCUGCGUACUUCGACGCAUCUAGGUUGAUUCAUCUCGUUCACGGUUCAGAUUGAAACUGAACGAUCGCGUGCCUGUAGCACUGUUUACGUUCUUCUUUUCACUCCCACCAUUGGAAAGCUUUCGCCAUAAACGGCCAGCCCUUGGAGAAAUUGUUCAAAAGCAUAUCUCGCGUACUCGCGCGGUAAGCUCAUACAGUUUGCGAAACCGUUGGGCUUUACGGCGGUUUUCCAUCUUCUCUCUGGAGUCUAGGCAGGGUUCUCUGUGCGGAUUGCUGCUGCUACUGUUGUACCAUUCUCGUUCACGAAGAAGAUCUGCUCGGUUCGGUGCUUUCAGUGGCCUGCUUUCGGCCUUAUUGCUUUCCAUAAGUUCCUAUUGCGCUGGGCAGUUUUACUGCGUAGCCUUUGAUUUGACUGUUCAGGUUUUGUGCUAAACAGUUACACGUUUUAGCCCUUGUUUUCUUUACUACUGGGAGUGCUUUAUGAUCCAACUUAAUUAACGCGAGCUUUAUAUUUUUAGGUUACAGUCUAAUUAAUUUGAGAUGGUUUUACAUCUCUCCGCCCGGGUAAUGGUGAGCUUUGUAGAAAUCAUGCUCAUCAUAACUUCAAGCAUUAAGAAAAAAGUACUUUAAUUUAUUUUUAAUGUUUGCUACUAUAUCCUACACUAGGUUGUGUUUUAUCGAAAACAAUAGUACCAACUGAAUAUUUUUUACUAAAAAUUCAUUCAUAUUUAUGAAAAUACAGCUCUUACAUUUGUAAAUGUUUGGUUUAAAAUUUCAAUAGUUCGGUAAUGUAAUGGUACUUUUAGGGCAGUGGUAAAGGUGACAGAGCGUAGGGGUUGAAAUUCCAUCCGAACCGUCCCCGCAUAGUAAGGACUUCCCAAAAACGCGAUGUCAUUAAGACUAAUAUGCCAAAAAUGGCAAGCAUGGCCUAAGAGGCCGUGAAGCCAUGAAGAAUAAGAAAGUUUUUUUUUUAAAUAACGAUGUACUAGACCACACUUGUCAAAAAGUGUAGCUUAAGUACGGAGUGGUGCAUGUGUGGUUUUAUCUGCGAUUUUCAGGGUGUUAGAACAAUGUCACUAGCGACCUUAAAACCACCCUGAGAUCUGACUAACCACAAAAUAUAUUACACUCUUUUAUUAAUAGUAUAUCCCAAAGUAUAGUGAAGGAUUUUAAGAACCAAAAGCUGUUUUUUUACCACUGAAUGUUAGGAUAUGAUUUAUGGACUCAAACAUGGAACUUCCAUCGAAAGUAUGGAAUCUGAGCUAGGGCCCAGCGUGGGAUGCUGUCCGCUACUUGACGGUAAAACGGGAGAAGAAAUCACGCACCCUUGCUGAAACAAACGUUUUGUUGAAGCUUUUUACCAUGUUGGAAGACCCACGCACCGAACGAUCUAUCAAUAGAAACCACACUGGAACAAAAAAGCCACGGAAUUUCUUGGCUCCGUUUCCUCCAUGGCUGCCCCAUUUCUACACAACCCACUCCACACCACCGUUGGGCACCGGUGGGGUUGCAAGCAGUUCCUGUGGUACAUCUUACCUCAAUUGGCUCAUUUGUUCUGUUUCCUCUCUCUUCCCACGUAUCGCGAUCGUUUCUGAUUUGUUUGCGCUUUCUUUCCACUUUCCCAUCGCUACUUUGUCCGCUUCGACUGUGACUAUGCGCUGUGUGAAUCUCUCGCGAACGCUGCCUCUCUGCUGCUGCACGGCAUUUAUUGCUCGAGUGGAUCUCUUGACUCAGCAGACCGUCCUAGACUCGUCGGGAGAUGUGUUGCUGGUUGCUCCGAACGCUUCUUUCCACGCCGUCCGAUUAAAGCUCCACAUGUCUUGCCAAUGGUUUUCUAUUCUUCUACUUUUCUUUUGAACUUUCUUCUUGAAGAUUUGUGCGAUCCCUCAGAAACGGUUUUUCCUGCUCACAACUAGGUAAGGCGGAGCACGCCAUCUUUUUCCCCUCUAGUGCUAGUGCAUCCAUGGGAGGGCUGUUUAAAGCUGGAUUCUAUGCUGUAUAGGCUGUAUAUUCUCGUUUCUUGCCUACCCCGUUUCGUUUCAUUUGCUCUCCCUCUGCCGUGACAUGGCUUGGUGACCUGAUUUCGCAGCCGAACGGAAGAAUAUUGCCGGUUUAAUGAUUUCUUGUACAGUCUUCUUGUCUUGAUCAACCCCGAACACCUCUGUCCCGAUUCUGGCCCGAACGGUUCGAACCGGAUGUGCUGUACCUCGUGCGAUCGUGUGGAAUUGGAUGUUCAUUGCUUUUGAGAAGAAGUCAACUGCUACUUUAUUAUGUUAUCAUUUUUCUCAACAAAAUAUGACAUUUGAGUUUUGUGUGCCUCAGAAUAAAGAAUAAAAUAUUGAAGAAAAACAUCAAAACUCUUACUAAACCUACAAUUGAUGUUUCACGUAUAUACAUGUGAAGAGCGAUUUCCAACAAGGCGGAAACUCCUGAAGCUCGGUCAUCUGAAACCGGAACUUGGAAUUUUAUACCAAGGCAUGUUGGCCGGUAAGAAAUAGCAGAACAGCCCGACACUUAGCCUUUUCGCCCAACAAUGCGUCAGCGUCAGUUCGGCUCCGGUUCUUCUCACGUCGGCGAGCAGUGGGCCAUCCACUAGCUGGUGGCCGUACGGAGUCCGAGACCUAGAAAAGAAAGCGUCCCGGAUUCGUGUUCGUUCUGCUUUGCCGUGGAGUAGCGGUAGACGCUCGGCGAAUAAUUGCGGCUGACCGUGCCCACCACAAACGGGGUGAGGGGGUAAAUGCCCGGGCAGGGAGGACCAGAGAGUUUGGUACGAGAAACGGGUCUGGCCUGGCCUGGCCUGGCGCUGCACUUAACGGGUGUACGAAGCACACUACGGUUCUUCUCAGAGCGUCCAGUGUCUACAGAAACGCGCACGCGGUAGGUUCUUUUCGUCGUCUUUCUUUUGAAACUUUCUUCGAUCGAGCGAGACGGUACUGAGCAAGCUUUGGCAAAGUGUUCAAGGGAAAAAAACGCAAAGAGAGAUAGCAAUAUUGCGUUGUCUGUGUGUGUGAGGGAAGGAGAGGGCUUUCAAAGGCAAUAGUAAACAAAAGAGAGGGCACACGGAUGAGCUACUCACCCUUAACUCUGCACUUGCGUAAACUAGCAUGAUAAAGGUAUGCAGUAUGCUGAGAGAGUGAUCAAGCCGUUCAUAAGGGUUGAAAAGAAAUUUUCCCCGAGCCCACCCCACAGUACAGAGCGAGCAAGACAGGGAAAAGAGAGCUCAUCAAGUUCAACAGCGCCGAGAACUGCUGGAAGGAAAGCUCGCGCUGACAGCCGAACGGAGUAAGUGGCACUCUCCGAGCGAAAGAAAGCUCUAUGGAGCGUGCGCAAAUAAGAGUGCGUAAGGGAGUGACUGGGACGGAACGGUGAGGGUAUCUCUCGUUUGCGCCCAUUUUCGCGAGGCGCACCAUCGCCGAGAUAGCGCGAAAGAGAGCAGACAUAGCAGCGCUUGGGUUUUGGUACGGAGGUGGUGGAGGUCUUCGGUCUUCGGAGUAUCCUAACCGUCUCCAGCGCGCCGAGAAAAGAAGGCUUUGCCAGGCUGCGGUAGCAGAAUCACUGAUCAGAUCAGAUCGUACCGGUGGCGCGAGCGAUCCAAAAGGCGCAGUGAAACAGUCCGCAGACCAUCUUCGGAGUAAACGGCAACGUGCUUGCCGGGAGUGUGCGUGGUGUUUGGUUCUUUAUUUCUUGUGUACCAACUUUGGAACAAAAUACAUAAAUAUAUUCGGUGCAGAGAAUUGGUGCCAGGUGUGUACGCGUGUGUGCCUUUGUGUGAGUGAGCUUUUAUGGCUGAAUGUAGGAGUGCGAAUGGCUUACUCAUCCUGCAAGGAUAGUGUAGAUUCCGCCGGGUCAGAUGUACUCGGGACUGAGCAGGGGCGUUCAUUCCGCUAAUUGUUGUGUGCCCAUUUGUAUUCCAUUUUAUAGGAGUCUACGUGCAAUAAAAGUGAGAUAAGAAACAAUAGGAAUAUCGUUGAAGGAAGAGGUUUAUCCAUUAAAACGAUCGUGAUCGUAGUAAUCACCAAGAGAAGGAUUAAAAAGUGCAUACAAUUAAUGAGAAAAUAUGUGUCGGGCCCUGUACAGUUUCAGUGCUCCCGUAGCGAUGUUACCACUUGGACUGUCGUCUCCUAGAGGACAAUAGACUGAGUUGGUUGAUCUGCAAGUGUCAAGUUUACUGAUCAAGGAUCUAUCCAGUAAUCUAUGCGUGAGUGAAGUGCAACGGAUUCAAGUUAACUGCUCGCCUAAAGAGCUAAGGAGAGAAUAUAUUACACUAGGACGUGUCUGGGGCUAUAACAUCAGUGUAAGCAGUGAGAAGUGACAGUUUAAACGUGUAGUGAAAAAAAAAGUUUUGUGUCUGUCCACGCGAUAGAAGGGAGUUAGUGAGUACGAGGAUAAAGAAGAAACGACAGUGUUUUGCAGCCUCGAUCGUUUACGACACAAGUGCGUAUGUGUGUUGGUGGGGCAUUCGGAAGAUGUCGCAACAGUUGAACACAGCCAGUCACGGUAAUACUAUGCUCGGUAGUAUUGCGAACAGUAUCGGAACGAACAAUAGUAUCGCCUGCAGUAUGGGCAACAACAUCCCGAACAAUCUGACCACUUGUGCUAGCAUCCCGAACAGUAUGAUCGCCACCAUGUCCAGUCCGGCCGGUAAUGCGUCCAACGGUCCGAGCAGCAACGGCAGCAGCAACGGUGGAACCGGUGCCAAUGGUAGCAGCAAUGGGCCCUCGUCAACUCCGGCCACCCCAACUAACAACUGCCAGUCGAUCCGUUACUGCUGGGAAGCUGAUAAGGUUAAAACUUUGAUCCGUCUGCGUGCUGAACUGUCGCCUCUAUUUACUGGCAAACGCAAUGCAUCAAAAUAUGCUUGGGCUGUGGUCGAACGAGAACUCAGCGUGCCUUUACCGAUUUCGAAAAUUAUCAAAAAAUGGAACAAUCUGCUACAGGAGUACAAGGCGAUCAAAAUGUCCGAAGAACCGAAGCGCCGCGAGUGGCCAUUCUUCAACCUCAUGGAUGUAUACUUCAGCGAUCAGGUGAACGAUCCGACGCUGCGUCUCUUCUCAUCGACUAAGCGGUUCGACUCAGACACACUGGACGAUGCACAGUUCGAUGACGAGAUCAUGAACUCGACGGCUGCGGCCGCCAUCGCCGCCGCUGCAGCAGCCUCGGCUGCCGCCGCCAACGCCGCUAGUCAACACAAGAUCAAGAACGAGCUGAUUGCUAGCCACGGUCACAGUGGUGGCAGCAUGCUUGACAUAUCCGACAUAAUCGGCGAUGAGCACGGCGAAUCGAAGUUCGAUCAGUUCAAGCGGGAAAUCGUGCUCAGUCAAAUCCAGGAGAUUACACGCGCAGGCAGCGGUGGUGGUGGAGGAGGUGGCGGAGGAGGCCGCAAGGAGAAGAACAAUAAUAAUAAGGAUCACCACAACAACAACAAUAACAACAACAAUAAUAAUAACAAUAACAACAGCGCGGGCAACAACAACAAUAAUAAUAGUAGCAACAACAACAGCAACAAUAACAACAAUGCCAGCAACAACAACAGUAGCAGCAACAACAGCAACCACUCCACUUCCAACAGCGGAAGCAAUCCCAACGGAGCGGGCCUCAACGGAACCGGCGUGGGUAGCAAUGCGACGCUCGAGAACAAGCAUAAGCUGAUGGAGUCGCUAAAUCUAAGCCCGGGUGGAAGUCACCUGACGACGAGCGGUGUCAGCUCGCUCAGUACGACCAGCAGCAGCAGCUCGGCACGGGAUGAAGCGAGUAGUCUGAACAGCAGCCCAACGAGCCACAUGAGCAACGGACCAUCGAACGGUCCUUGUGGUCCAGAGAUGCGCAAAAUGUCCAACGGACCGACGGCUGACUUUAGUGCGCUGCUGGCGGCGGCCAACAGCCACACGAACGGUACCCUGCAUAGCAACAGUAGCGCACUCAGCAGCACCGAUCGUGACACGGACUACGAUGACUAUGCCGAGCGUUCCAGUCUGUACGACGGUGGCAAUAAUCAUCUGAAAAGCCUGAACCAGAAGCUACUCCAUCAGAUGAACGAGCAUCACAAUAUCGAUCAGUACCUGUUAUCAUGGCGCGGAUUCCACGGCAACAUGUGCAAAGGCUUCCACAGUCUACAGCGGGACGGGCAGAUGGUGGACGUGACGAUUGCGGCCGGUGGCAAGAUUUUCAAAGCCCACAAGCUCGUCCUGUCCGUGUGCAGUCCGUACUUCCAGAAAAUCUUCCUCGAACACCCAUCGCAGCAUCCGAUUCUGUUUAUGACCGAUGUCAACAGCCAUCAUAUGGCCGGACUGCUCGAUUUCAUGUACAGUGGUCAGGUCAACGUCAAGUACGAGGACUUGCCCAACUUUCUGAAGGUAGCAGAAGCGCUACAGGUUAAGGGGCUGCAUGGCGAGAGCACCAACGACUCUGAGGAGCGAGAUUAUCAGCAGCAGCAGCAUCAACACGCGCUGCGGUUGCAGGAACAGCAGCGACUAUACCACCAGCAACAGCAACAUCAACAGCAGCAACAACAGCUCCAUCAGCAGCAACAACAUCAGCAGCAGCAGCAGCAGAAACUAGCACACCAGCGUCAACAGUUGCUACAGGUUGCCCAACAGCAGGCUCACGCACAAGCCCAGCAGCAGCACCAGCAGCAGCAACAGCAGCAACAGCAGCAGCAGCAACAGCAAGCAGCAGCCGCUGCCGCUCAACAGCAAGCGGCCGCCGUUGCAGCCGCCGUAGCACAUCAGCAGCAACAGUUCCAGCAUCAUCGCAACAACUUCAAGGAGCUGAUGAAAGCGAAGCAUGCGGCUGCUGCUGUCGUGCUCAACGAGGACUAUCUCAACAACAACGCCGUCAAUGCGAACAACAACAACAACAGCAGCAACAACGGAAACCUCAGCAGCAAUGGCAACGCGAACGGACCCCUGUCACCUUACGCCAGCAAGAAGAUGCUCGACACGCAGAAGUACCAGAAGUACUACUCGAAGCGAAAGCUCGUGCAGCAGUACGAGCAGGAGAUGCGAGCCGAGAAGCGUAAGCUGGGCAUCGAGGACGUGAUACAGGCGGCAGCAGCAGCGAACGCACUCAACCUUCGCCUCAACAAUGGCGGCAGUCCGAUCGGAUCUCCGACUGCGGUCGCAGCGGCAGCCGCCGCAGCAGCCGCUGCCUCCGCCUUGAACCCUCCUGGAACACCGACGAACGGUGGCACCAGUACGGACGACGAACAGCAGCAGCAACCACAGCAGCAUGGCCAGCAGACACCGGUGUUGUUGCAGAACAUCAAAUCCGAACCACAGUACGACGACGAGGACGAAGGCAUGGAGGUGGACCAGGACAACAACAACUCGCUGAACGCUGCCAACGCCAACACUGCGCCGCACAAGAACAACAACAACAACAACAACAACGAGGACGAUUACUACGGACAGCAUGACCAGGGCGUGAUAACGACGGGCAAUGGCAAAACGAUCAAACAUUCCAUUCUCGAGCCAAAUAUAGUAUUAAAGCAGAGCGACGAAUGUCUCACGACUAACAAUCAAACGGGUAGCCUGAAUCUGUGCAAGAACGUCAGCUAAUUGGCGUUCCAGGUCGAUCCAAGGAUCCAAGCAGCAUAGCGGGCGGUGGGUUGCGAGGUUGGUAUCGCACGGCCGGCACACCGACAGGAUUACAGGAACAGAGGGCGUAUAGAUGGGAUGCAUGACUGCGAUGAUGCGGUAGACUGUAGAUAGCUAGUAAGAAUGGGGAAAUACGUAACGUGUAAGCUAACUUAUUUAUUGCUGUGUGGUAUGUUUGUGUGCGCAUGUAGCGUAUCCGUGUGACUGUGUAAUGUGUAAUGUAGUGCUGAAGGCUUGCUUCAUCUACGUUAAGCGGGAUGAUGAUAAAGGCUAGGUUGGCUGGUGAAGCUUCGUGGCGCGAUCCUUACCUGUUUAUAGUUAAAUUGAUCGAUCGCGUUGGAAGAUUUAAAGAGAACAAUGUAGCACGAAGGCGUUCCUUCGGUCGAUCGGUCGAGUAAUAUUGUUGGCUAGUAAUGCUAAACCGAACACAGGUCUCAUGAACCGAUUGUAUCGAUGACUCUGGUUGGAUAUUUAGUAUUUUGAGUAGUUAUGUUUGUAUUAUCGUUUUCUUUUAUUAUUUACCUUUUUUGAGUUGUUGUUUCGUUUCUUAGCAAGCCGGCUAACAAAACAGUCCUGGGACUAAGAAAUUCUUGAAGUAGUAACGAAAGACGUAAUUUUUUUUUUUGGUUUCGUUUUGGCUCUUAGACUUUCACGGAUCCCUAGACCCGGAAUGUUGGAUCGAAAUAUUUUCUUCAGUUUUGUGUAAUAUCAUUUAGCGUUGUGGGAACUUAUUGUCUACAUUAUUGUACAUGUAUCGAUCGUUUGCCGGAUGUGGAUUCUAAUAAUUCAGGGGUUUAUUUAUUAUUAUCUUACAUGUGUUUUCUUUUUCGUUUGUUUGUUUUCGUUUUCCAUUCAUGCAUCCGUGUGUGUGUGUGUGUGAGUGUGUUAUAACUGCUAGCGCUAUUGUUGUUGAUUAUUUCUUAAAGAACACAUGCACAAGCAUCGGCAGAUGCGUGAUUGAGGUAGUGCGUGAUGCAAACGAAAGGCAUUGCCACCUCGAACAGUGUGACCUAAUUUAUAUGAUGUUAUCGAAAUAAAACAAGCAACAUUUAAAAAUGUUUACAUAAAUAUACACAAACACAUACAGAACACACACAUAAACUCAUUAUUAGUAAUGUAAGCACUCAAUAUCAUAUAAGCGCAUUAUUUCCGGCAUGCUGGAGUGAGCUUUGUGUCUAGCUGUUAAACUGAUCCGUACGCAUCAAAUUGGUUCCAACCAUACCCCAAUGGAUCAAAAACUCAAACACAACAAAAAUGAAAACAAAAUGCGAGCUCAGGUGUUCUUCAAUUCUUGUUGUUUGCUGUUUUUAUUAAACAAAACAAAAGAGAAAAGAGGGAAAGAAUGAGAACAAAACGUCCAAACGCUCCAAGAAGUAAACGUGUUUGUAUCGGAAUAGUGAGCCUCCAGGAUGGCCGUAUAUUUUGUAGAGAACCAGAGCAACAGAGAUUAAGAUGUACGGCAAGGAUCGUAAGCAGGUCGGUCCUGCGUCGGAUCGGAUCGUUCUGUGCAAUUGUGCAAUCAACAGAAAACUUAGUGUAAAAGAACAUAACGUUCAACCAUCCAACGGCGCGGUUGGGAUUUGAUAGCAAGUAGUCGCAGGAACGAAAGAUGUAAAAACUCAUACACUUAAACGCAAAUCUUUGCAUAUGCAGCUCCUCUCGAUAACACUACGAAGGGAACCGAUUUAGUUACUUGUGUUGUUUUUUUUUUUUUUGUUUCGGUUAAUUCAUCUGCAUCAUUCAUCGCAUUCACUUGUAUAUCCGGGUGUUAGUAUUUAUUUGUUACUUACGUCUGUUCGCGGAGCCCUUGCACAGACAGGGGCCCGCGAACAUCUGUCACCUUUGUUUUUGCAUGUAACGAACUAAACUAUUGCUUCAAAUACACGAUUGUUGUUAUACAUAGUACACAUGA